CAGAGCACAGGACAAUGAAACAUGAGGACUAUAUAAAGGGGAGGAAAUCAAGAGGGAACAGGUGUGAGACAUGAACUAAUCAACAAGCAAUAACGAGGGAUACAAAAGGGCGGGAAAACAGACAAAGACCGGAGAGAGUAUCGAAGACCGAAAGGGUCAAAAAGACUCUCUCCACACAUAACCAAAGACUUUGUCAUGGCUCUGCUACAGGACCAAGAAAAGCAUAACUAAAUGAAGCAGAGCCAUGACAACUCCAGUGGUUAAGCCUUAACUGUAUAAAGUGACAAUGAUGCUUUUUGUGCACAAACAAAAAUAACAACUUUAUUCAUCAAUUUAUUGACCAUGUGACGCACGCAUGUGUGCAGGCGCGGAUUAAUGCACAGGCUUGCCUAGGCUGCAGCCUAGGGGCCCCACUUGUUUAGGGGCCUCUGAUUGGCCAGAUUAUUUUUUUUAUUUACUUCAGCGCGAACAAAAAAUAGACCCUCAUUGGCCCAUAAAAAAUAUAACAAAAAAUAAGCCGUUGAUUGGAUAGAUGUGACAUUUGGGUCACAUCUGUCCAAUCAGCUGCUGGUGAAAUCAUGUCAAUCUUUUUAAUUUACAUCACUGCUAUUGCUAGACUGCAUAGCGGCAAAAUGUCCAUAAGAAAGUACAAUAGUGGAGCACAAAAACAGAAAAUACAAAGGUUAAAAGAACGACGUGACUAAGAUAGCAGCAGGAGGACUGGCAGCGCGCAUUGGCUAACAUCGUUGCUGCAUUCAGCGGUUGAAACAACUGCAGCGUUAUCCUUAGCUGUUGCAGCAGUUAGCUCAUCAUGUUAUUCCAGUUAUUCCAAAGUAAAUGCAUUGUAAUCGGCUAAAGCGCAUGUGCAGGGUUUGGUACCCUGGUGCGCAACGGAGUUCGUGUGACAGCUUUUACAUUAGCGUUUUUUCGCAAACCGUGCCCCGUUCCGAAGUAAACUUCAUGCGUUACAGGCACCUGAAAGCCACCUAAGGGGGGGCCUCAUCCAAAGAGCAGCCUAGGGGCCCCGGACCACCUUAAUCCGCUCCUGCAUGCAUGUGGUGCUGACGUAGAACGGUGGCUCCUGUGUCUGCUCAAUAUGCAUGUGUUGUGAACACUGGCUCCUGCGACAAUGCACACAUACGCCCUGUGGUCGUCCGGAGGCGCAUAGGAGACUGAUGAAUGAAAUCAGGAAAUUGUUAUAGUCGUCCUUUUUUGCCGGAGUAUCGCUUUAAAGCAAUGAUAAUUUGAUUGACAGGGCUAAUAAUAACAGCUCCAUCAACUGCAAAGCUUGUUACAAGAUCUGGCUCAAGAAUAUAAGUGUUCAAUGUGCCAUGAUCACUAUUAAUUUGAAAAAAUGUUGCGUAAACCUGUCGAUACACAUACACAUGUAAUUGAACUUUUUCUUUAUAGCUAUUAAAAUGUCAAUGACAAUUGAUAAACCUUUCGAUACCAGUCUCACCAAACCUGAAGACAGUCAUUACAAAGAUUUUGCCAAACAAAUCCAGGAUGCAGUCGAACAAAGUUACAAAAGUCUGCCUAGCUACAAAACCGGUUCAGUAAAUGUCACUGGCUUCAGACCUGGAAGCACUAUAGCAGACUACACGAUUAUCGCAACCAACAGCAAUCUGGAUUUUACCUCAGCAAACAUAAAUCUUUACAACAUUCUCUUGAGUAAAGGAAUCACUGUUGCUGCCAAUGGUUUUGCUCAGUCCGAACAAAAGCCCCUGAUCAGUACAUCAGGUAACUUAUAUCCUCAGCAAAAGUUGGAGCUGAAAUGUCCCCAGUCUGUUAACAGAACAAUAACAUGGAAAGUUAAUGAAAAAGAUCCAGACAGCACAAAAUAUACCAUUUCAGAAGACGGUGGCACACUUACGUUGAACAGUGCUGCUUACAGUGACCAUGGCAGAUACUCAUGCAUCAUGCAAACCGCUUCAAUACCUUACAUCCAGUGGCAAGAUAUUAGCAUCGAACAAGAACCCAGUAUCAGUGUGGGUGACAAUGAACGUGUUUUUCCAUGUGAUGGAAGGACUGUUCAGUUAACAUGCUAUGUUAAUGCAGACUACAGUGUCGAGUGGGUCCUGAAUGGCAAUGUGCAAACGUCAGAAAUCGGAUCAGAUUCCAUCACAGUACACCAUAUAGUACCAAAGGACAAUUGUAGGGAAGAAAUCUUAACCUGUCGACUAAAGGGUUUACCACAACUACUUGGUUACAGUUAUAGCACGAGGAGUGUCACGGUAAAGACGAGCACAGAAGAUUUCACCUGUCAAGAUAACACACUUGGAUUUGGAAAAACAAAUGAUAUGACUAAAGGACUGUGUGAGAAUGGCAAGGAAGGAAGCAUAACGUAUAAAUGCAAAUCAAAUGGUUGGGCAAUAGAACAGGAUGACUGUGUGCUCAAAGUUAUCAAAGAUCUUGAAAGCAAAGUGCAGGGUUUAGCUGUGACUGCUAUUCCACAGUUUAUGGCAGAACUCAGUAAUGCUGUUGAGCAGAAUAAUGCUAGUGUAACCCAAUCUGCUGCGACUGUCAAAACAAUUGUUGAGAUCCUCUCUAACAUUGCUGAUUUGUCAAAAAACAUAACCCACAAAAAACCUGUUAUGGAGAGUUUCUUAAACACAGUGGACAUCAUCGUGUCAGAUAAUUCCAGUAAAACUUGGAAUGAUUUGAACAAUAAAAACACGACAGGAAACACCAGCGUUAAACUUCUGGAAGCUAUUGAGAAUAUAAGCGAUCGACUUUCAGAUGUGUUUGCAGUUAAUCUGUCAUCUAUUCAUUUGAAUAGAGUUACAAUAAAAAACUCAUUCAACCAAACAUCUCAACUACCAAGCUCAACGACUCAGAUUGUGAUACCAAAUAUUUCUAAACCAACCUUCAUAACUGUUAUAUUCUUUUCAAAGCUUAACGAUGUUCUACCUACUCGUAAUACCCCAAAUAAUGACAACAGGACAUCCCAAAACCGUAUUAAUGGAGACGUGGUUGUGGUUAAGGUUAAUGAAACAAUUAACAACAUUUCGUUUGGUUUUGACAUCACAAAUACAUCAUUGGGAAAUCCUCAGUGUGUCUUUUGGAACUUUGAUCUCGACCGAUGGGAUUCAACUGGAUGUAAAGUCAAGAUAACCGGGAAUGAAACAGACAAGGUUACAUGUGAAUGCAACCACACAACCUCUUUUUCUCUCCUGAUGUCACCGUUUGCAAUCACAGACCCUGUGAAACGCACAGCCUUAGCCUAUAUAACAUACAUCGGUGUUGCUAUUUCAAUGGCCAGCUUGGUUCUGUGUCUCAUUAUUGAGAUGAUUGUAUGGAAGUCAGUGACACGAAAUGACACGUCUUACAUGCGGCAUGUCUCAAUAGUCAACAUCGCUGUGUCUCUGCUGAUUGCAAACGUCUGUUUCAUCAUUGGAGCUGCAAUCGCAGAUCAAGACAUAAAACAAGAGCAGAUGAUCUCAGUGGGUCGCUGCAGUGCAGUGGUUUUCUUCAUGCACUUUUUUUACCUGGCUCUUUUCUUCUGGAUGCUCGUUUCAGCACUUUUGCUCCUUUACAGCACUGUCAUCGUCUUUGGUCAACUGUCAAGAACUGAAAUGAUGGUCAUUGCCUUCACAGUUGGUUAUGGUGCACCUUUGCUCAUAGCAGUUAUUACUGUCGCGUUCACAGCUGGGCCUAAAAACUAUGUUUCAAAAGAAAAUGCAUGCUGGCUGAACUGGAAUCCAUCUCGGGCCCUGCUGGCAUUUGUGAUUCCAGCUCUGGCUAUCUUCGCCUUUAACCUCAUGGUUGUUAUUGUAGUUGUGUAUAAGAUGUUAAGGAGAGGACAUGGAGCCACAACUCAACCAGAUGAGAAACAUGUUCUUGUGGUCAUUGCCAAAUCUGUGGCUUUCCUGACUCCUAUCUUUGGUCUAACAUGGGGAUUUGGGAUUGGAACCAUGGUGUCACCUGACUUUGGCAUUCAUGUGGUGUUUGCACUUCUAAACUCCCUGCAGGGGUUCUUUGUGUUGGUGUUUGGAAUUAUUUUAGACAACAAGGUUCGUCAGUAUCUAUCAAGAGAGCUGUCAUUAAAGAAACUUAGUUCCACAGGUACCAGGAGCACUAGUGCAGGAGCGUCUUCAAGUCGACUAGGUUUCUGGCAAAGGAAUAGAAAUGCGUACCACUUAUCUAAUCCCAACACUUCCUCAGGACCUUCAUCCUAAAAACAGGACAGGAGUCUCAUGUUCCGAUGUGUGCUUAUGUGUGCGAUGUGUUCUGCUACUGAUAACUUGAGAAAUGUUUCUUUGUUCUAGAAUAAUUGCUUGUAAUUUUAUAUUUUGUUAAGAAUGCAUUUGAAGACAGUGAUUAGUGGUAUAAUUUACAGCAUGUUCUUUUUGUACUUGGAAAAUGUAUAUUUUUGCAGUUGUGUAAUUUGGCCCCAAGAAAGCAACAACUUAUAUUUGUUCAUAAAACCAUUAAAAUUUUUUGCCAUCAAAUACUUCAGCUUGUGAU
This is a messenger RNA of Triplophysa rosa, 4467 nucleotides long. RefSeq names its product adhesion G protein-coupled receptor F4-like. Gene Ontology annotation, cellular component: membrane. NCBI's taxonomy places the organism in Eukaryota, Metazoa, Chordata, Actinopteri, Cypriniformes, Nemacheilidae. The coding region runs from base 1419 to 4178 and encodes 919 amino acids. Gene Ontology annotation, biological process: G protein-coupled receptor signaling pathway; cell surface receptor signaling pathway. The record is from RefSeq and is a predicted model, not a curated record. Gene Ontology annotation, molecular function: G protein-coupled receptor activity. The transcript has 13 exons.